Messenger RNA from Brassica rapa (field mustard), 1246 nucleotides. RefSeq lists its product as uncharacterized. NCBI's taxonomy places the organism in Eukaryota, Viridiplantae, Streptophyta, Magnoliopsida, Brassicales, Brassicaceae. The record is from RefSeq and is a predicted model, not a curated record.
UCAGCUUCUUUUGUUUGUAGAUAAGAACCACCGGACACUUACAUGAGAUCAUUCACCACCAUGCCUCUUCUCCCCACCUCUUCCUUCAAAACAGCAGCCACCGUCGUCAUCACCGGCGUCUUAUCUCUCGCGGCAGCCGUGAGUUUCACCGUUCCUUCAGUCUCACAUUUCGUGGCCUCUAGCUAUCCCAUGAUAUACGAUAACACAGUCUUCCUCCUAAAGCCACCGUAUCUUUACUUAGUCAUCAACUGCAUCAUCGUCUCUAUCGUCGCUACGUCUAAGCUCACUCACAAAUCGUCAUCCAAUAUCGACUUCUCCGAAGCAGUGACGGUAGUACCGGUACCUUCUGAUAUAGUCGCUGGUUACUUAAACGUGUCUCAUCACGCCGUAGCUUCUGAUUAUACCGAAGGUGAGGACAAUGAUCCGAAGGUGGAAGAUGUCCCUCUAGUCAUCGAUGAUGAUAAGCAGCUAGAGACAGAGAAGCUAAAACCAAAGAGUGAUUGGUCGGAACCGGAGACGGAGAAGCCAAAACAGCAGAGUGAUUGGUCGGAACCGGAGGCGGAGAAGCCAAAACAGCAGAGUGAUUCGCCGGAGGUUUCGAGGGUGAAGCUAUCAAGGAAGCCGCCGAGAUACAGUCAACAAAAGUCUCUCAAAAUGACUGCUGAAGGUAAAAAGCCACCGAGGAGGCAGGACACGCUGGAGACGACGUGGAAGAAGAUAACGGAAGGACACUCGACGCCGUUUACGAAGCACUUGACUAAAUCCGACACGUGGCAAGAGAGGUCGCACGUGCAUAGCUCAAAGGAGAAGAUGACCAAGUCUGAGAACUUGAAUGACAUAAACGCCCCCACGGAGCUGAAACGCGAGCCGUCACCGGGUCAGGAAGAGCUGAACCGCCGUGUGGAAGCGUUUAUCAAGAAGUUUAAUGAAGAGAUGAGAUUGCAAAGAUUAGAGUCCUUGGCUAAGAGUAAAGAAAUGGUAAAUGGAGGGACUCAUUUGUAAAUAUUCGUGUUUUUAAAAAAAAAAAAUUAGCUGUUGAUGAACACUGGAGAAAGGGACGGCACCGGCACAGUCGCAAAUGUUGACUCUUUUGUAUAACUACUUUAGCUGUAAAUGACUUUUGCGUGUGUGUAUGAUUCGUCAUAUUUGUACUUUCUAGGCCGUCUAAAAUCACAGUUAUCGUGUGGUUUAAGAUGAAAGGAUAACAUGUGAACAAAGACUAGACUAGUGAGUAGUAGUAAUCGAA